AGCUGCUGCCGCCGCGGGGCGGACGGGUGGACGCGGGGAGCUUGGGGCGGCGCAGCGGGGCCGGCGGGGCGCUGUGGGGCUGACCGGCCCCGAUGAGGCGGAAGGAGAAGCGGCUUCUGCAGGCGGUGGCGCUGGUGCUGGCGGCCCUGGUCCUCCUGCCCAACGUGGGGCUCUGGGCGCUGUACCGCGAGCGGCAGCCCGACGGCACCCCUGGGGGAGCAGGGGCGGCAGUGGCCCCGGCGGCCGGACAGGGCUCACACAGUCGGCAGCAGAAGAUCCUUUCCUUGGGUGGUAGGCAGAAGCUGAAGGACUGGCACGACAAGGAGGCCAUCAGAAGGGAUGCCCAACGCGUAGGAAAUGGAGAACAAGGAAGACCUUAUCCCAUGACUGAUGCUGACAGAGUGGACCAGGCAUACCGAGAAAAUGGAUUUAACAUCUACGUCAGUGAUAAAAUCUCCCUGAAUCGCUCUCUUCCUGACAUCCGACACCCAAACUGCAACAGCAAACGCUACCUGGAGACACUCCCCAACACGAGCAUCAUCAUCCCUUUCCACAAUGAGGGCUGGUCCUCCCUACUCCGCACCGUGCACAGCGUGCUGAACCGCUCACCCCCUGAGCUGGUCGCAGAGAUCGUACUGGUGGAUGACUUCAGUGAUCGAGAGCACCUCAAGAAGCCACUUGAAGACUACAUGGCCCUUUUCCCCAGUGUGAGAAUUCUCCGUACCAAGAAACGGGAAGGUCUAAUAAGAACCCGGAUGCUGGGAGCCUCGGCAGCAACUGGGGAUGUCAUCACGUUCUUAGACUCGCACUGUGAAGCCAAUGUCAACUGGCUGCCCCCCUUGCUUGACCGCAUUGCUCGGAACCGCAAGACCAUCGUAUGCCCAAUGAUUGAUGUGAUUGAUCAUGAUGACUUCCGGUAUGAGACGCAGGCAGGGGAUGCCAUGCGGGGCGCCUUUGACUGGGAGAUGUACUACAAACGGAUCCCAAUCCCUCCAGAACUGCAGAAAGCUGACCCCAGUGACCCAUUUGAGUCUCCUGUGAUGGCUGGUGGACUGUUCGCAGUGGAUCGGAAGUGGUUCUGGGAGCUGGGCGGGUAUGACCCCGGCUUGGAGAUUUGGGGAGGGGAGCAGUAUGAAAUCUCAUUCAAGGUGUGGAUGUGUGGGGGCCGCAUGGAGGACAUUCCCUGCUCCAGGGUGGGCCAUAUCUACAGGAAGUACGUGCCCUACAAGGUCCCUGCUGGAGUCAGCCUGGCCCGGAACCUUAAGCGAGUGGCAGAGGUGUGGAUGGAUGAGUAUGCUGAGUACAUUUACCAGCGCCGGCCUGAAUACCGCCACCUCUCCGCUGGGGAUGUAGCUGCCCAGAAGAAGCUCCGCAGCUCACUUAACUGCAAGAGUUUCAAGUGGUUUAUGACCAAGAUCGCCUGGGACCUGCCCAAGUUCUACCCACCCGUGGAGCCUCCAGCAGCGGCCUGGGGGGAGAUCCGCAAUAUGGGCACAGGGCUGUGCGCAGACACAAAGCACGGGGCCCUGGGCUCCCCACUGAGGCUAGAGAGCUGUGUGCGGGGCCGUGGGGAGGCUGCCUGGAACAACAUGCAGGUGUUCACCUUCACCUGGAGGGAAGACAUUCGGCCUGGAGACCCCCAACAUACCAAGAAAUUCUGCUUUGACGCCAUCUCCCACACCAGCCCAGUCACCCUCUAUGACUGCCAUAGCAUGAAGGGCAACCAGCUGUGGAAAUAUCGGAAAGACAAGACCCUGUACCACCCUGUCAGUGGCAGUUGCAUGGACUGUAGUGAAAGUGACCACAGGAUCUUCAUGAAUACCUGCAACCCCUCCUCUCUCACCCAGCAAUGGCUGUUUGAACACACCAACGCAACAGUCUUGGAAAAGUUCAAUCGAAACUGA
This is a messenger RNA of Orycteropus afer afer, 1904 nucleotides long. It is a transcript of the gene GALNT10, whose product is annotated as polypeptide N-acetylgalactosaminyltransferase 10. Gene Ontology annotation, cellular component: Golgi apparatus. Lineage: Eukaryota; Metazoa; Chordata; Mammalia; Tubulidentata; Orycteropodidae. The record is from RefSeq and is a predicted model, not a curated record.